AUGGAACGGCCCUUCUUCAUUCUGGCUGCGGCCGUGGCCUGCUGGGCUCCUUGCGCCACGGCCGAGCCCAAGCCUGCGUUCCCACGGCAGAUGAGUUACAAGUGCACCAUGCGCGUCAGCCUGGACUCCCACGACCUCUUCGCAGGCAACAACUUCAGCGGGACGCACUACCUGAAUGCCGACCUCCAGGUGAUGAGGACCGAGUGGCUCAUGACCUGCCCCGGUAGCACUUGUGGUCGCUUCGGGCCCAACCCGACCUCCGUCGGCAUCAACGCCCACGGCCGGGAGCAGGCGAUGUACCAAACUACGGUCAACGAGAGGUUACCGCCAGGACCUGGCAAGGCACAAGCCGUGCAGUGCCGCAAGCUGCCAAUGCACCAACCGGUUUUCAAUGAAAGCUGGGCCGGUGGGGCCCUCUACCGGGGUGUUCACUACCUAGAUGGGCAGCUUUGCCAUCGGUGGUCCAAUACAGUCCCUUGGGCGGUGCAGCGUGUCCAACGAAUCUCGGACUUCUACUCAGACUUCUACACGAAUCUGCCCGUGGCCUCCAUCAGCGAGGACGGCGCCAUCGACCUGCGAUUCUUCGAUUUGAAUCUGCAGCCAAUGCCAGAGUCGCUCUUUGAUCCCACCGGACUCCAUUGUGGAGACUGUGACGGCGAUUGCGGCCCAAACUCGAUGCUGCACUCGAUGCUCGUGUAA
Symbiodinium necroappetens is the source of this 699-nucleotide messenger RNA. The record is from the annotation of a GenBank genome assembly. Lineage: Eukaryota; Dinophyceae; Suessiales; Symbiodiniaceae.